UAUCUGCCUACCUUGCAUGGUUAUGCAAAGCAGAAGGUGGGGCUGAAUUCAGCUAAAAUUAAUAAAAAGCAAGAGGGCUCAAAAGAAGUACAACAAGUGGCAAUUUGGCAAACACCAUCAUGGAGCUGUCUGAAGCCGUCACUCUCUUUCUUGUCAUCUGCUUAUCUUGCAUUGCUUUCUUAUCACUUAAGAGAAAAAUAUCAAACAAGGGGAGGCUUCCCCCAGGACCCACUCCCCUGCCUCUGAUUGGGAAUUUCCUACAGAUCAAGUCAUCUGAAACCCUAAAAUCUCUUGUGAAGCUGAGUGAAAAAUAUGGACCUGUCUUCACUGUCUACUUUGGGAUGCGGCCAGCGGUGAUCUUAUGUGGACAUGAUGCUGUGAGGGAGGCCCUGGUAGACAAGGCUGAAGAAUUCAGUGGAAGGAAAACUAAUCUUACCCUGGAAACGACUUUCCAAGGAUAUGGGGAAGCAUUUUCCAAUGGGGAGCGUUGGAAGAAAUUGCGUCGAUUCACUCUCUGUGUCCUGAGGGACUUUGGGAUGGGAAAAAGAUCCAUCGAAGAGCGAAUCCAAGAGGAAGCCCAGUUCUUGCUAGAUGAUUUUAGGAAAACCAAGGAGAAGCCCUUUGACGUCACCUUUUUCCUCAGUCGAGCUGUCUCCAAUGUCAUUUGCUCCAUCGUCUUUGGUAAUCGCUUUGACUACGAGGACAAGAAUUUCCAAACCCUCGUAGAGAUGGUGAACAGCAGCUUUCGAGAAAUAAGCACAGCUCAGGCUCAGUUAUACGACCUUUAUGAGAGCUUUCUAAAGUACUUUCCAGGGCCCCAAACCAAGAACUAUGACAUUCUGAAAGUCAUUAGAGCCUUCAUUUGUAAGAAAGUUAAGCAGAAUCAAAAGACUUUGGACCUCAACGCUCCCCGGGACUUCAUUGACAGCUUCCUCAUCCAGAUGGAAAAGGAAAAGGAAAAUCCCUCUACUGAAUUUUAUAUGAAAAACUUGGAGUGUACUGUCCUAAACCUGUUCCUUGCUGGGACAGAGACAGUCAGCUCCACCCUGAGAUAUGGGUUUCUGCUUCUGUUGAAAUAUCCUGAGGUGCAAGAAAAAGUGCAUGAGGAAAUUGACCGAGUGAUUGGACAGAACUGCAUCCCAAACAUGGCAGACCGCAACCGGAUGCCAUACACAGAUGCUGUAAUCCAUGAAGUGCAGAGAUGCGCCGACCUCAUCCCUAUGAACCUGAUCCACAUGGUCACCCGUGACACUGAAUUCAGAGGAUACCUCAUCCCUAAGGGAACAGAGGUCCACCCGUUGCUGAGCACAGUUCUGAAUGACCCCACAAAGUUUAAAAACGCCCAUAUUUUCAACCCAGAGAACUUCUUGGAUGAGAAUGGGUGCUUCAAGAAGAACGAUGCCUUUAUUCCAUUCUCUUCAGGUAAACGGAUAUGCCUGGGCGAAACCUUGGCCCGUAUGGAGCUUUUCCUCUUCUUCACCACCAUUCUGCAGAGCUUCUGCCUGAAGUCCAUUAUCCCCCCUGAGGACAUUGACAUCACCCCCCAGGAGAGUGGCUUUUCCAAAAUCCCACCCCUCUACCAGUUGUCCAUCAUCCCACGCUGAGAGAAAGAAACAGAAGAAGACCAAACUUUGGAUGCCCUGGUAGAAAACUAGGAGAGUCAUCAGCAUUCUUAGUAUUCCAUUGCCAAUCUAUUUCAGCUUUUCCUAUGUCCUCCUUCAUCCAGAGAUUUCAAUAUCUCUUGAAUUUUAUCUCUGUCUAGAGCAGUGGUCCCCAACCUUUGGAUCUCCAGGUGUUUUGGUCUUCCAACUCCGAGAAAUCCCAGCCAGAUUACCAGCUAUUGGGAACUGUGGGAGCUGAAGUACAAAACACCUGGAGGCUCAAAGGUUGAGAACCACUGGUCUAGACAUGGGUCCUGAAACAUUUUAAGUGGAGGAUCGUUUCAUAGUCCUUCACACUGUUGGGGGGCUGGACUAUGAUGAAAUAGUCCAAAAUUAGGAUUGUUGUUGUUGUGUGCCUUCAAGUCAUUUCAGACUUAGGUCAAACCUAAGUCUAAGGUUUAGGACAGGGGCCAGGUAAAUGAACAUGGAGGGCCACAUCUGUCCCACGGGCCUUAGUUUGGGGACCCCUGGUUUAGAUCAUAAAGUUCAUGCAGAUAUCCAGAUUCUGUUGGACAACAACUCCCUAAAGCUCUAGCCAGCAUAUCUAUGUAUGAUAUAAGCUGGGAAAUACAGUCCACCAAUUUUUGCAGGGUCUGAUCUGUCUGUUGGUCCUGUCUAUAUAUCUAUAUAUAUAAAAGGGUAAUGAAAUUUCGGCCUAGGACAAAACAACAAAACUGCACAUCCCAGAAACACUAAAUUUGGCAGCACAACCCCUCAUCCAUGCCUCUACGUUCAUACAACAAAAAGAAAAGAAAAAUAAAGUCCUAAUUAGAGGGAGAGGAAUAAUUGUUUUUAUCCAAUUGCUGCCAGUUAGAAGGCUAAGCUCUGCCCACUGGGUCUCCUAGCAAACCACUCAGCCCAGGGGACAGGCAGAAUUAUGCCUCACUUAGGCCUCUUCCACACUGCCUAUAAAAUACAGAUUAUCUGAUUUGAACUGGAUUAUAUGGCAGUGUAGACUCAAGGCCCUUCCACAAAGCUAUAUAACCCAUUUAUAACGGACUUAAUACCCUUUACCUUAACUACCACCAAUUCCUCAAUACUUUAUUUCCCAUACCACCAUACUUCGCCACAGCAACGCAUGGCCAGGCAAAGCUAGUAUAUAUAUAUAUAUAUGCAAUCUCCUGUUUCGAUAGAUAUAGAUAGAUAGAUAGAUAGAUAGAGCAAGCUAAGGUUGCAUUUUUUUAAAAAAAAACACACACACACACACACAUUCACAUUUGCUUUUGGACUUGUGUUUUAUUAAUAAGUCAUCCAUUAUUUCAUCAACUCAGAUGACACUCUGUCUCUCCAGUAGUUUUCAAAGAGUAGGCGAAAUGUCAGUAAACACCAUGGCAUAUGCUCUAAAGUAAAGUGCAAUCCGAUCAGUGCACUUGGAUAGAUGCCAUGAAAUCAAGUAGAGCAGUGAAUUAUUUUCAGAAUUAGUCAUACUUAGAAUCCAUUGAAACCACCAGGAUUUUAAAAAGAAAGGACUGCUAAAAGUCAACAGCUGUUUCCUGAUUAUAUAGGCCAAUGUGUCCAUUUUUUUUUAUAGCUAGACAUGCUGCUAUAGCUAGACAGGCAUCAUGUUGACAGAAAGACUACCAGAAUCUCUGCAGAUGCCUGUUGUUGCAAUGUCAUGUUGAGAGACUGUGCUGCUUAAGUGGUAGGUUGGGGUUAGAAAGACAUAUUGAUAGAACUAUAGCUUCAUAAUUCAACCUGUUAAAAUCAAUGUAGAGGAUGUAUAAAUAAUCAAUAUCAGGUCAGAAGGAAGAAUAGAAGAAUAAUGUAAUAGGAAGGAAGAACGGAAUUAUAUAUGAAUGUCUCCAACCCAAGGGACGGGAAGUCACUAAAUUGGGAGGGGUGGAAGGAGCGGAGAGUAUAACCAAAUCCGAAUAUUUAUAGGUGUUGAGAAAUAUUGUAUUGGUUCAUAUAUACAUGUACUUAUUUCACGGUUUUUUAUGAAUAUAUAAAUUUAAAAUAAAAAACAUAUUAAGACCCAAAAUGUAGUUGGCUAUUGCAACAUAGGAACUUCUCCUGAUGCAACAUCUCUGCUAUUCUUUUCAACAUGUAUGGCGAUUCUGUACCAACAUUUCUGGGUGCAUUUGUCUUUGAAAUAAACACUGUUACCAAACAA
Messenger RNA from Anolis carolinensis (green anole), 3774 nucleotides. RefSeq names its product cytochrome P450 2G1. The record is from RefSeq and is a predicted model, not a curated record. The transcript has 9 exons. Gene Ontology annotation, biological process: epoxygenase P450 pathway; xenobiotic metabolic process. NCBI's taxonomy places the organism in Eukaryota, Metazoa, Chordata, Lepidosauria, Squamata, Anolidae. Bases 120 to 1604 code for a protein of 494 amino acids. Gene Ontology annotation, molecular function: iron ion binding; heme binding; arachidonate epoxygenase activity. Gene Ontology annotation, cellular component: intracellular membrane-bounded organelle; cytoplasm.